AUGUCAGGCUCCCAGAAAGCCGCAAAGGCCACCCAGAUGCUCAAGGCCAACGUUGGUUCUCUCCUAACCGAGUACAUCAAUCAGAACCGUCGCUCCGAAAAAGCUUAUCAGCGAGCACUUAAAGGUCUUCCAGGAGGAACAACCAGAGCAGUCCUCGAGUCAGACCCAUUCCCGCUUGUCGCAAAGAGUGCUGAGGGGCCCAACCUGACCUCAAUCGACGGAAAAACUUACAUAGACUUUGUCUCCGAUUUUACAGCAGGCUUGUUCGGCCACUCCAACAAAGUGAUCCAGGAUGCCAUCAUAGGAGCAGUGACCAACGGCUUCAGCUUGGGGGCCGUUACGGAGCUUGAAGCGCAACUUAGUGAGAGUAUAAAGCAACGAUUUCCUAGCAUCGAUCUGGUUCGUUACUGCAACUCUGGCACUGAGGCCAAUACCUACGCCAUUGCGGCGGGCCUUGCGUUUACAGGUCGAAAAAAGGUUAUGGUGUUUGACAGAGGUUACCAUGGAGGAACACUCAACUUUUCAACUCCAGCAAACCCGAUGAACAUUCCCCACAACUAUGUCUUCGGUACCUAUGAUGAGAUCGCAGAAACGCAAUCGGUACUUUCGGCCGAGGUGGGUGUAAUUCUCAUUGAGCCAAUGCAGUCUUCAGGGGGAAUGCGACCUGCCAGCCAAGAAUUUCUCGAGUACUUACGAACGGCGGCCGACGCACUAGGCGCAGUACUUAUCUUCGACGAAGUUGUCACCUCUCGUCUCGACUAUCACGGCUUACAGGGCCGCUUGGGAAUUAGACCUGACUUGACUACCUUGGGCAAAUUCCAUGGUGGUGGGCUGCCUUUUGGAGCGUUCGGAGGCAGAAGGGAGAUAAUGGAACAGUUCGAUCCUAAAUCGACGUCACCUAUAAAGCUACACCACUCGGGGACAUUUAACAAUAACAUUUUUACUAUGACUGCCGCCGUAGCUGCGGUACGAGUGUUCACAAAGGAGGAGGUAGACCGUAUCAAUGUCUUGGGAGAGAAGCUGCGUGACGGUAUUAACGAGAUUAUACUCGAAGCGGGUCUGGAGAGAAGUCUCAUUGCAGUUGGAGUGGGAAGUUGCGUUGGAAUUGGUUUCUUAAGCGCCGCUGCAGAUGAUUUGCGUGAUGCGUUUUACUUUCAUCACUUGAAUCGCGGCUUGUGGUUUGGUCGUCGGGGUUUUGCAUGUCUGAACUUUGCACACCAGGAAUCGCGCAUUGAAAAAGCACUGCGUUCGACAAAGGAUUUCGCCCAGCAGUACCGCCAAAUCAUUCUAGAUAUAGAAUCCCCGGAAACCAAGCUGUGA
Molecule: messenger RNA, 1320 nt
Organism: Colletotrichum truncatum
Lineage: Eukaryota; Fungi; Ascomycota; Sordariomycetes; Glomerellales; Glomerellaceae
Product: aminotransferase class-iii
Molecular function (GO): pyridoxal phosphate binding; transaminase activity
Source: RefSeq, a predicted model, not a curated record